Messenger RNA from Ilyonectria robusta, 806 nucleotides. RefSeq lists its product as uncharacterized. The transcript is spliced from 2 exons. The record is from RefSeq and is a predicted model, not a curated record. Bases 1 to 582 code for a protein of 193 amino acids. Lineage: Eukaryota; Fungi; Ascomycota; Sordariomycetes; Hypocreales; Nectriaceae.
AUGCUGGGGCGCUCUUCUGCUGGGGUUCCUCACUGCUGGGGCCUCUUCAACUUGGUGCCAGUCCCGGUUGGCCGUCGUGGGUCUUGGGGUCUUGGGGACCUGGGUCUCCUCUUUCUGGGUCUCCAAGGGGUGGGUGGCCUGGAGGGCUCGCUCGGUCGACGCUGCGUGGUCUGGGGUCCCGCGCUUGUUCCCGACGGCGGGUUGCAGAGGCGGCCGCAGGAUGCACGACCAUUGUGUGGAUGGGUGUGGGCGGGUGUGGGCGUGGGUGUGCCACGCUUGCAAGGGUGUCUCUUUGCGUGGGAGUGCCCGGGUGUUCUGCGUGUCUGGCGUCUGGGUUGGGUGUUGAAAGAGGCGGCGGCGAACCAGCUGGGCGUGCAUCUCGCCGUGGACCGCUGGACCUACGGAGUCGGCGCGGUGGAGUUUUUGACAAGACGGAACCAGCUAGCGCAUCGCUCGCCGGUCUGCGCUGCUGUCAUUCAUGCAGCUGGUUCUCGACCGCCCCCCGGCCGCUUCUCUGCCACCUUUUCGACACUCCUCCGCCUGGGUGGUCUUCGAUCUUGGGUCUUGGAUCUUGAGUCUUGAGUCUUGGAUCUGGGAGUUGACCUGGUAUGAUUAGUCCAAUGGCGGCGGAUACUGGGUCCUUUGUGCUUUGUCGCUGAGAUUACCGCAGCAGUCAAUGCCAGUGUCCAUGUCGGAGUCAUGCCAGCCUGCCCUCGCGACUCCGUUCAAUCCCAAAUCCAAAUAGGCAUGCAGCACAAUCCACGUCCUCUUAUCUCAUGUUUUCAACCCAGAGCUUCCUCUUCUGC